Molecule: messenger RNA, 494 nt
Organism: Porites evermanni
Lineage: Eukaryota; Metazoa; Cnidaria; Anthozoa; Scleractinia; Poritidae
Source: the annotation of a GenBank genome assembly
AUGGUGUUAUGUCAUUCACUACAGACCAUAGGAAAUUACUAUAUCUCUCGUUUUGUAAGAUCAUAUAUUGGCUAUGCUAGCGAGGUAUGGGCUCCCAGUACGAUUGGUAGUAUAACAAAAAUAGAGAGUCUUCAACGCAGAGCAACAAAUUCAUCUUAAACACGCACUGGCAAGAGGAUAUUUCUUACCAUGAGCGCCUUUCUCGCCUCAAUCUGCUACCGUUAACAUACUGGCAUGAAGUGAAAGACUUAAUUUUCUAUUUCAAGUGUCGCGCUGGCCACUACACCUUACCCAUAGCUGAUUAUGUCAAGCCUAAAGGCACUCGUCUCACUCGCCAUAGCUCUGAUCAAGACGUACUAGUUCCCAAGUGCCGUACAACGCUCUUUCAGUUCAGUUACUUUAAUCGUAUUGCUAAACUCUGGAAUACGUUACCUGUAUCUACUCGUACUCUUAGUUCUCUUAAUCAGUUUAAAUCUCUCGUACUCCAACAUUAA